UCUCUCUUAGGUUUCUUAUAAUAAAUGAACCUUCCUCUUCUAUCCUUCGUUGUCUCUUAAAUUGCAACUAGGUACCACACUCACUAGUCUCUCCAAAAACCCUAAAAAUCUGUGUUUUUCUCCCAUAAACCCCAUACGAAACAAAUCAAUGGCAGAAACCGAAAUCCCAAACGAACCCGCAUUACCCACAAAACGCAAACUCGAUGAGGACCCAUUUCCUGAAAACAAGCAAGAAAAUCACACCAACAAAUCGCAAAAGCUUGAGUCUCUUACCAACAACUCACCAAACACCCACGAGAAAACCACUGAUAGAACGCAAACUCUAGAAGCUUCUUUCAAUAACCAAAAUGACACCGUACAUAAAGUGGUAGAAGAAGAAGAAGAUGGUGAUGAUGAAGAUGGUGAUUAUGAAGACGAAGAGAACGGAGAGGAAGUGUUGGUGGAUAGGAAAGGGAAAGGGAUAUUGAUUGAAGAAGAUGAAGAUGACGACUCGAGUGAUGAUGAUGGUGAUGAAUCAAGUGAAUUGGAUGGUGGCGAUGAUAGUGAGGAGGCGGAGGAGGAUGAUCCAUUGGCUGAAGUUGAUUUGGAUAAUAUUUUACCGUCGAGGACUCGAAGGAAAGCGGUGCAUCCUGGAGUUUAUAUUGCUAAUGACAAUCACGUGAAUGAUGAUGAUGAUGAUGAUGAUGACAGUGACGCGUGAUUUUAAAGCAAGGUGAGGACCUUCUCUUCAUCAUAAACCCUAUAAUUCCUAGAACCACAAAGUCAUGUCAGGCAGUCAACUAUGGCAGCUAAGCUUUAUUAGAAGUGGAUCUUAGCCUUUGUCCAAGAACUCGUGCUUCCGAACCAAUUAAGCAGGUAGUGCUAUCUCAUCAUUUAGAAAGCACAUGAAACGUUCUAAACUUGAUUUAUUUAUUUAUUUCUUUUCUUUUUUCAUUGGGAGAUUUAUUGGAUUUUGUACUACAUGAACAUAUUUAACUAGAUUUGACAGAUUUUCAUAUUUUCCGAAAUCCAUUCUUGCCUCACUUCAUAAGAUAUCUAUUUUCUUACAAGAAUCUAGAGCUGUAUGGCAGGAGGUGAAUCUCUUUAUCCUAAGAUCUUCAUAAUGGAAAUCCCAAAUAUUAAAACCCGAGCGUCUACUUGGGAGCAAAGUUGGAUUUGCUGACAGCUAAAAUAGUUGGUAAGACUAGUUGAAUACCUUCCACCUCAACAUGAAAUCACCGCGAAAAAGCUUCCUCCCAUACUUUACAAGAUGAACUAUUUAAAGAAUCUAUAGAAUCCUAAAGAUUUCUACCAAAUCCAGUCGAACCUUUACCACUGUAUACAUUAUAAAAUUAGAAACUAGCACUCAUGAUUCAAUUGAACACCCAUGAAAGACAAGGAAAAUGAGAAAAGUUGUUGGCUUAUGCAAGCAUCAUGUUGCAUUACAGUUGUGGUUUUUGCUCGGCUUUUCCCGAUGAUGUUUGUCUUCGCGUUUAAGUUUUAUAUCAUCUGUUGUUGUUAUUAGCAUUUGGAAUUCAAACAAUCCCUUUCCAGCAGGCUAGACCAGGAGCUUGUGUGCUGAAUGAACCAGGCUUAGCAGUGAGCAGAGCUCAUCUAGGCUGCAAGCUCUCAUUAUUUGUGACCAGAGGCAGGGCAUCGAGUAACAAGAAGAUGCAGAAUCACCACGGAGCAAUCAAAGAAAAACCAGUCACAGAGGAGUAGCCCCCACAAUCACGUGGCUAGUGAUGUCCCUUUAGCAAUGGCCCACGUUAAGGAAAUCGACAGCCGAAGUAGGUUAAAAAAUUGGGAAUAUGAGUCCACUUGAAAAUCUCCGCGUGGCUUGACCAAGUGGCCCUGCAUAUUCAAACGCCGGUGGUCAUGCCACAAAAAACCAACAGAACAGACACCAACGGUCCAACACCAGGGACCCGAGCACCUUUUGGCAAGGCAUUUGUAGGCAAGGAGUGUUCCAAGAAAAACCUCUAAAUCUUGGAACGGAACUUAAUUGAAUAGACUGCAUCUGAAAAAGUAGGUUAAUCGUAUCUAUAUUUUUCAAAUUAUAGAUUCUCGUUACGGCUCACGAUUUCUCAACCUAGACUUUCUUUCCUUCCAUGUAUUCCACAAUAAAUAGUCAUUUUAUAUA
This is a messenger RNA of Populus nigra (black poplar), 2122 nucleotides long. Its product is annotated as histone H2A.Z-specific chaperone CHZ1. The transcript has 2 exons. The record is from RefSeq and is a predicted model, not a curated record. NCBI's taxonomy places the organism in Eukaryota, Viridiplantae, Streptophyta, Magnoliopsida, Malpighiales, Salicaceae. The coding region runs from base 149 to 700 and encodes 183 amino acids.